AUGUCCUUGCAGAACCUCUGGCACCUCCGCCGCGUCGCUGAGGCCAAUGCCAAAGCUUGCUGGAUCUGCUUCAAGCCCUCCUCAAGCGUCCUCAUCACCCCCGACAGCAAGGACUUUUUCUACAUCUGUCCUGGCCACCUGAAAGACCGUGGCUUUUGCCACCCCGAUGAGGCCGAGGCCGAGGCUCUCGCGGCCAAGAAGAAGAAGGACGAGCUCGACCGCGAGAUUGAAAAGGUUAAGCAGGAGUAUGAGCAGAAGCAGAAGCUGAAGAAGGAGAAACGCAAGGAGAAGGAAAAGGAAAAGGAAAAGGACAAGGAUGCCAAGAAGGAAGAGGAAGAAGAGGACAAGAAGGACCAAAAGGAGCAGGAGGACAAGAUCCAAGCACUGUCCAAGGGUGAGGCAAAAGCUGACGAGGGCCCCCGAGUCUUCGUUCUCCACAAGAACUUUUACCAGAUGCGCAUCAAACGCAUCCGCGACGCGGAAGCAGCCAAGAGGAACCGCGAGCGCCUGUCUAACCCCAACACCUUCCCCUCUGUGCCUACUGGCGAUCCGUAA
Messenger RNA from Aplosporella prunicola CBS 121167, 555 nucleotides. RefSeq lists its product as uncharacterized. The coding region runs from base 1 to 555 and encodes 184 amino acids. Lineage: Eukaryota; Fungi; Ascomycota; Dothideomycetes; Botryosphaeriales; Aplosporellaceae. Gene Ontology annotation, biological process: vacuolar transport. Gene Ontology annotation, cellular component: endosome. The transcript is spliced from 4 exons. The record is from RefSeq and is a predicted model, not a curated record.